Molecule: messenger RNA, 1317 nt
Organism: Polyodon spathula (Mississippi paddlefish)
Lineage: Eukaryota; Metazoa; Chordata; Actinopteri; Acipenseriformes; Polyodontidae
Product: zinc finger protein 501-like
Exons: 4
Coding region: 1-1317 (438 amino acids)
Biological process (GO): regulation of DNA-templated transcription
Molecular function (GO): DNA-binding transcription factor activity, RNA polymerase II-specific; RNA polymerase II cis-regulatory region sequence-specific DNA binding
Source: RefSeq, a predicted model, not a curated record
AUGUGCUAUCUGGACGUCGAGUGGCUCGAGCCGAAAGGGGACGGGUCGGGGGCCCUGGGGGGGGGGGCCGCCCCCGUCGGCGUCGAGCAGCCCCCCCCGUCAGACCCAGAGACUCCUGAGCCCCACCGCUGCUGGGACUGCGCCCGCUCCUUCAGCACGGCGUUCCAGCUCACAGAGCACCGGCGCCUGCACACGGGCGAGCGCCCCUACAAGUGCGUUCAGUGCGGCAAGAUGUUCUGCCACCUGGCCAACUAUCAGCAGCACCUGGAGCGCCACGUGGGGGACCCCGUGCACAAGUGCCCCUCCUGCCAGCGGGUCUUCGGCACCGAGCUGAUGCUGGAGAAGCACCUGUGCUCCCAGGGGGUGCAGCCCCCUCCCGGGGAAUUCCAGUGCGGGGAGUGCGGCCAGGCCUUCUGGAGGAAGCAGGAGCUGAAGAGGCACGAGGAUCGCCACCGACGGGAGAGGCGCUACAAGUGCUCUGAGUGCGGGAAGGGGUUCCGCAAGUACGCCUCCAUGCGCGCCCACCUGGAGAUCCACUCUCGCGUGCCCCUGUUCUGCUGCCCGGACUGCCCCGAGCGCUUCGAGACAGACAGCCAGCUUCUCAGGCACAGCUUCCAGCACCUGGGGGUGAAGCCCUUCACCUGCCUGGACUGCAAGCGCUUCUUCAAGUGGGCCGGGAGCUUCAAGAAACACAGGUGCGACCCUAAGAAGGUGUACUGCGCCACGUGCCUCCAGUAUUUCGGCAGCUUCCGGCUCUACCAUCAGCACAAGGAGGAGACGGGCUGCCCCGGGACGCCGGCGCCCACGGUGACCCCCCUGUGCGCCGACUGCGGGGAGACCUUCCCCUCCAGAGAGGCUCUCCGCGAUCACAGACCCUGCCACCACCUGGGCCAGCUUCUGUACACCUGCGUGGAGUGCGGCAAGACGUUCCGCUACCCCUCCCUGCUGCUGGCUCACAUGCGCCGCCACGCGCCCACGCAGACGAUGCAGUGCCAGGGCUGCAGCAGGAAGUUCACUCACAAGGGCAGCUUCAGCAGACACAUCAAAUACUGCUGCCUGCUGACCGGGACCGGGGAGCGGGCGGGAGAGGGAGAGCGAGAGCGAGAGAUUAAGGUUGAAAUCAAAGAGGAGAAGGUGGAAGAUGACGAGGAAGAGGAGGAGCACGAGUGCUUGAAUUGCGGAGCGCUGCUCCGGCAGUCGGAGCUCCACGGACACUACAUGCGCCACGCCGAGGAGGGGCUGCUGAUGGAGGAGGAGGAGGAGGAGGAGGAGGAGGAGGAGUUUAGUUUAAAUGACCUGUCCACUAGUGUCCGGUGA